UCGUCUGCGUUUGUUUAUGCACGUGUUGCGUUUAAAUUUUAAGUUUUAAUUGUUGAAAAAGGGAAUCAAAUCCCGGCCAGAAAAUGGACAGCGAGGGCGACGACUACGAGCUGACCGGCUCCGAGCAGGAGUACGAUGCGGAGGAGCGCGAGAUUCUGGAGGAUCUGCGCAAGCAGCGCAAAAAGCGCCAGCAGCAGGAUCCCGUCCAGGAAGUCCUGGCUUUCAGCGAUGAUGACGACGACGAUGAGGAGGAUCAGGAGCAGGAUGAUGUGGCCGAGCUGAUGCGGGACAGUGACAUCGAGGGCGCCGAGGACGAUGACCGCGAUCUGCCCAACACCAUGGACUGGGGCAGCAAGCGGAGCACCUACUACAACACGGACUUUGUGGACCAGGACUACAGCAGCUACAAUGCCCAGGAGGAGGAGGAGGCUCGCGCCGAGGAGGAGGAGGCCAAGAAGAUACAGUUGCGCCUGGCCAAGCGGCUCAGCGAGGCCGAUUUCCAGCUGGACGAUUUGCAAGCAGCCGCCGGAAGCAGUGAUGAUGACGAGGAGCUUGAGGAGGGCGAAGUCACCAAGGUGACCACCGAUCUGACCGGUAUGACGGCCCGCGAACGCCGGCAGCUGUUGCAGAAGGACUCGCCCGAGUUCAUUGGCCUCACCCAGGACUUUCAGAAGCAUCUGAACGAGGUCAAGGAUCUCAUCACACCAGUUCUUAACUACGUUAGGAACCACAAUGUCCCUAUGGUGCCGGCUCUCAAGUACGCCAGUCUAUACCACACCGUGCUCUCCACCUACUGCUCCAAUGUGGCCUUCUAUCUGCUGCUCAAGGCGCGCCGCAGUAGCGUUAAGUUCCAUCCGGUGGUCAAGCGGCUGGUGCAGCUCAAGCAGCUAGUGGAGCAGCUAACGCCGCGCUACGAGGAGUACAUACGCCCACAGUUGGAGGCGCUGCUAGAGAGGAUCCAGGAUGGGGAUGCCUUUACGGUGCUGGAUGUGGCACAGCGCAAGGCCAAGCUGCAGAUCCUGAACAAGUACAGCAAUGGCGAACAGGCCGAACAGAGCUCCGAUGAUGAUGAUGAGGAGGAUGAGAAGGAUCAGGAUCAGGCAGAGGAGCCAGACGAUGAGGAGGCGGAGGAGGAGGAUGGGGAGAACGAGGAGGAGCUGGCGCGACGUGGCAUCACCUACCAGAUGGCCAAGAACAAGGGCCUCACCCCGCACCGCAAGAAGGAGCUGCGCAAUCCGCGCGUCAAGCACCGCGGCAAAUACCGAAAGGCCCUCAUCCGGCGCAAGGGAGCCGUGCGCACGGUGCGCAAGGAGCUCCAGCGCUACGGCGGCGAGAUGUCCGGCAUCAAGGCCUCCGUCACCAAGAGCGUCAAGUUCCGCACCUAGUUCAAUUAGCACUUAUCCAUUAAAAAUCAGUAAAAAAAACAAGCUUUGUUUUAAUCAACUCA
Molecule: messenger RNA, 1447 nt
Organism: Drosophila subpulchrella
Lineage: Eukaryota; Metazoa; Arthropoda; Insecta; Diptera; Drosophilidae
Gene: Sas10
Product: something about silencing protein 10
Exons: 1
Coding region: 84-1385 (433 amino acids)
Biological process (GO): maturation of SSU-rRNA from tricistronic rRNA transcript (SSU-rRNA, 5.8S rRNA, LSU-rRNA)
Cellular component (GO): nucleolus; small-subunit processome
Source: RefSeq, a predicted model, not a curated record